AUUUCCCCCAAUGUCGCGUACAUGGCAGCUGAGCUCGUCAUCGCGUUUCUCUCCACAGUCGGUAAUUUACUGGUCUGUAUCGCUGUCUGCAUCAACCGCAAUCUACGCACCGUCACCAACUACUUUCUGGUCUCGCUUGCAGUUGCUGACAUCUGUGUGGGCACUAUUGCCAUUCCCUGUGCCAUCCUGACAGAUGUCGGUUUACCACGUCACAGUUUUUACCUAUGUCUUCUCAUGCUCAGUGUGCUGAUAAUUUUCACCCAGAGUUCCAUCUUUAGCCUGUUGGCAGUUGCCGUAGACCGCUAUGUGGCCAUCUUCAUGCCGUUUCGCUACCAGGCCUUGAUGACAUCUCGAAAUGCCAUGCUGGUCAUCCUCACCACGUGGCUGCUGACCUUCUUCAUUGGGCUUGUGCCUCUGAUGGGCUGGCACAAGACACCACCUGAUUCAGGCUACUGUUUAUUUGUCUUAGUGGUGGACAUGACCUAUUUUGUGUACUUAAUGUUCUUUGUUUGUGUGUUGAUACCUCUGUUGAUCAUGUAUCUCAUCUACGCUCGUAUCUUUGUUAUGGUCAAGCGGCAGAUGAGACGCAUCGCAUCUGAGCAAAGUGGUCGAGGGGGAAAGCAGAUGAGGGAUGCGGCGAGCAUACGCCGCGAGAUGAAGACGGCCACGUCACUUUUUCUGGUUCUUUUCCUUUUCACAAUCUGCUGGAUCCCACUCCAUGUGAUUAACUGCUUCCUGGUUCUAUGCCCAGUCUGUCCAGUGCCAUUCGAGCUGCUGCUCACUACCAUCAUACUGUCACAUGCAAACUCUGCUGUUAACCCUUUCCUGUAUGCGUACACAAUGACGUCAUUCAGGGACACUUUUAAAGCCAUUUUCUUAUGCUGCCGACCGGUGAGAAACAGAGAGGCUGCAAAUAUGGACAGUUGUGAAGGUAGAGAGGGUGAAGCUGAACACCAGAGCUAA
Molecule: messenger RNA, 963 nt
Organism: Solea senegalensis (Senegalese sole)
Lineage: Eukaryota; Metazoa; Chordata; Actinopteri; Pleuronectiformes; Soleidae
Product: adenosine receptor A2a-like
Exons: 1
Coding region: 22-963 (313 amino acids)
Biological process (GO): G protein-coupled adenosine receptor signaling pathway; vasodilation; adenylate cyclase-activating G protein-coupled receptor signaling pathway
Cellular component (GO): membrane
Molecular function (GO): G protein-coupled adenosine receptor activity
Source: RefSeq, a predicted model, not a curated record